UAUAUGUCACACACUGUACAAAAGCCAAAUCCCCCCUCCUCUCGGCCCUCGUUUCCUCCUUACUCAUUUUCGGAUCUUUCUUUCUCUUCUCCUUCUUCUUCUUCUUCUCCUUCUAUAAUAAUAUAACCAAACUCUCUCUCACAAACCUUCUUUAUGAUCCUCCUCCUUCCCUCAGAAUACAAGCAGCAGAAUUUUUAUGUUUGAUAAAAGAGAGAGAGAGAGAAGAGUGGCCCAGUAGAUCGAAAAAGAUGACGAUCUAAUUUUUUUCCAUUAAUGGUGUUUUACGCUAUAACUCUUAUUAUACCCACCACCCUCCCCCCCCAUUUCUCUACUAGAGAGAUUCGACUAUUUUUUUCUUACUUUUUUGCCUUUCUGAUUCUUAGAUUUUUUUUUUUUUUAAUAAAAAUUUGAUUUUUAAUUUCUUCUGAGAAAGUAUCGAAGACGAGCUUGGCGAUAAAGAGGAUGUGGGUUUGAUGAGGAAUGGGAACAAAGGUGCACUGUGAAAGCUUAUUUGGUGGAUAUCAUCACUCUAUGGGAGAUCUCAACAAAGAGUCUAACGGUUGUAGAUGGCCAUUGUUCUACAGUGACAGUAAAACCUCCGCUGCUGCUAAUGAUCAAUGCUACAAUGGCUUCCCUUCCCAGACUACUUCAUUUGGCUAUGACAAAGAUUUGGUGAGAAGGACAAUGCUCGAACACGAAGCUGUUUUUAAGACACAGGUUUUGGAACUUCACCGGGUGUACAGCAUACAAAAGGAUAUGAUGGAAGAACUGAAAAGGAAACAGUUGAAUAAUGAAUGGGCUCCGAUUGAGGCAUCGUUUUCAUCUCAAGCUACUAAUGUCGAUGCCCGUAAAUGGAAAAUCCCUACUUUCCCUUUGGCAAACUCUGUUUACGAUAGGCCAUCCAUGUCUGUGGUUGAGGAUAAUGGACAUUCUCCCAUGAAAGGAAGCAGUUCUCAAGUGGUUGUUGGCCCAGUUUCAUGGCAAAAUGGAGCUAGUUCCAAGAAUGUUGAAACGUCGGAGGCCAGACCGACUAAAAUCAGAAGAAAGAUGAUAGACCUUUGUCUUCCAGCUGAUGAGUACAUUGAUGACAAUGACGAAGUUGUGGAGCUAAAAGAUCACAGGGUUUGCAGCACCUCUAGUCAGCUUCCUAAUGGAGAUGUGAAGACUGAAUCUCGCGGAGAUGGGUUGAGGAUUAAAUAUGGCUCGAGUAGAAGCAAUGGUUUGGCUGACUUAAAUGAACCGCUUAAUGCUCAAGAAACGAACGAAUUUGCUUAUGGCCAUCCCCGUAAUGGUGAGUUUCAAGGCCAUAUUCGCGACUACGGAAAAUCUCUGAACUCGGGUAGUGUAAGGGAGCAUGUUCCUGUUAUCUCUCUGCAUUCAGAUGAGAACAAUAGACCAAAAGCUUGGCCACUUCAGCCCUUAAGAAAUGAUCAUUAUACUGGCACACACAAGUCUGCUGCUCCAUUUUUUCAAGCGGCCAAGCCUCUUGAUUCGUCGUCUCAGCAUAUGCAAGUUCUGAUGAACAGUUCACAAAGAGUUAUGAGUGUACCUAAUUCUGGUCCACCAAGUAAGCCAGUGUUCUGGAGAGAAAGAACGUUUAUUGAUCUAGAGGCUGAUACUGAUACCAAUAGUAGUCAUGAAGCCAUCACUCAUCAAAAUCACGUGGAGUCAAGUUUAGCUUGUCACCAACAGAGCCGCUUGUAUCCGUAUAAUCCUCCAGACUCUGCUGUCUCGUGGAACCAUUUGCAGUCUUCUUGGCAAAAUCCUAGUUUUGGAUUUUCUCAGAAAGUUGCUUCAGCACAGAGAUAUCCGGUUCUAAACUUUUCUGACACACUGAGUGGUAAUACUCAGAAACAAGGGUUUCUUGGAGAUAGAUUGCAGUAUGAAAGCAAUUCUAGAUUUAACUCAGGGUGUGGGAGUUCCAGUCGGUUAAACAACAACAUGUUUUACAAUGAGUGUUCCUCUUCAUCAAAACCGAAAUUCGCUGGGGUUGACUCUAAUUAUCCUAACGGAGGAAGAAGUGACUACAGCUCGGAGAUGAAGUUUGUGAGAGAUUUGAACUUAAAUGUGACACUUUCAAAUACUCCAGUUGUUGAAGUCAGAAAGGAUGAAGAGCGCUUGGCUACUUUACCAUGGCUUAAUAAACCCAAGUCUGUUUGUAACUCUGAAAUGGCUGAUGUGAAAGGGAAUCUGAAGAGUCAUGAUGUUGUUCUGAGUUCUACUUUGAAACCAUUGGAUAUUAAUGAUGAGGCAGGAGAAAAAGUUCAGAAUAUUAUGUGGCUAGAGAGGUUAAAGUCUGGUUCUUGUUCCAGUAAUCCGGAGACUGAGAAGUUUACUGCUAACGUGGAAACUCCUGGAUCAGCUUUUAGAGAUCAAUCCAAAGCAGGAAAAGGUAAAGUACGUAACGUUAGGAUGCUAGACAUGAACGAACCGUGUGAUCCUCUUUGGGAUGAAGAUCAGCAAACAGAGGAACAAAUUGGGACAAAGGUUUCGGUUAGUAAUAGGUGUCAGAUUGAUUUGAAUAUGUUGGUUAGUGACGAUGAAGGCGAAAAUUGUUCUGUCCCUGCCAGUUCAAGAGUGAUGAAUUCGAAGGGCCCUAUGAUUGAUUUGGAAUCUGUUCCUGAGUCUGAUGAUGAUGAAGAAGAAGAUGAUAAUAUCUGUGCAGAAAAGCCAUCAGAAGAAACCCCAGUUGAAGAAAAAACUCUAGAGAAACCGCCAGAGUUUGAAAAAUUAGCAGCAGAAACAAUAGUUUCCAUCUCUUCAGCUUGCCUAGAUAGAGAGCUUGAAGUUGCUGCUUCGCCAGAAGUCUCUGAAACCAUCAUCCUUCACUGGUUUGCAGAAACAGUAAAUGCUCACAAAGAGAAUCUGGACGAAAAACUCGAUACUUUAUCGAGGAAUCAAUCACGUUCUAUCGAAGAGAUUGAUUACUUUGAGUCAAUGACCCUGCAACUACCUGAGAUAUCAGAAGAAGAGUAUAUGCCUAAGCCAUUGGUUCCUGAAGACCUCAAAUUGGAGGAAACUACAGGAACCACGCUGGUAACGAGCCAAAGACCGAGAAGAGGAAACGCGAGAAAAGGGAAACAGAGACGAGACUUCCAAAGAGACAUUCUCCCUGGACUUGUGUCUCUUUCAAAACACGAAGUAACAGAAGACAUUCAAAUGUUUGAUGGGUUCAUGAGAGCAGCAGGAAGCUCCUGGACUCCAACCGGUUUAACAAGGAAGAAAACCGGUGCAAGAGGAAGACCAAGACGAGUCAUAACAAUCCCUGCUGAACCGGUCUAUAUCCCGGUUCCAGCUCCAGCUCCUGCUCAAUUGGUUCAUCAACAACAUGUUGUGAGCAAUCAAAACAGCAAUGGUGAGACUGAAGUGUGUUUAGAAGAUAGACGCUUUGCAGGUUGGGGUAAGAUGACAAGAAGGCCUAGAGGACAACGAUGUCCUUCAACUACUACAACUGUAACAACUGCAAGUAACCAACGUUCAUCAUCACACGCGCCUUUCACGUGACAAUGAUGUUGAGACUUUGGGAAAGUGACUAUGAGAUUAUUAUUACUACUGUACGAGUACGAUUCUUUUCAAAAAAGUUGUCGUAUAGAGAGAGAGAGAGAGAGACGUAAUAUAUGAGAACAGUUUGUGAUAGCGAUUUUUCAUCGACUAA
This is a messenger RNA of Camelina sativa (false flax), 3655 nucleotides long. RefSeq lists its product as uncharacterized. Lineage: Eukaryota; Viridiplantae; Streptophyta; Magnoliopsida; Brassicales; Brassicaceae. The record is from RefSeq and is a predicted model, not a curated record.